GCAAAACAAAAAAAACGAAGCGCUCGAGUCGCAUCUACGUACAUCAAGUGUUUCAUGGCGUUGAGUCGGCCAAGUUAACCUUUAAAGCUGAAUUGUAUAUAUUUAAAUUAGGAAAAUAUUAAACACAUGCAGGUAUUACGUUGUUAAUUGCACGAAAUGCAUAUUAAAUGACAUAUAAACAUUGCUCGAGCGGCCCUAACCACGAUCAAUUGCUUGUGACCUUGCGAGUACCAAGGCCGUAAGAAAACGGACGAAAGAAAGUUCGUGUCCUCUAGGGCGUUGGGUGCACAUACAUAAGUAACGGGGGAGAGAAAGAGAUUACGCGUCGAGGGACCUCAGGAGAGUCAAGGCAGAAAGAGAGGACCGCGGAGAGGAGUUGAAACUGUUGAAAGGAGGGAAUUUAUGUAAAUGCACGAGCUUAUGUUCACCAGACAGAGGUUGUAAGUACAACAACAUAGCGAGAUCAUCCAUCGACACAUCUGCAGUCAUGGCGGAUGUUAGGCUGUACGACUCGACAAUUUGCCGUUUGUGCGCGGAGGACAACGACAACGGUGAAAUGUUAUUUACCGAUGAUUCCGAGGAGACGGAGCUGAGUGCGAUGGUCAAUCGUUAUCUGCCGCUCAAGAUUCAUGAUGAUGGAAAACUACCUAGAACUAUUUGUCCUGGAUGUAACAUUCAAUUGGAAGCUACUGUUGAAUUUUUUCAGUUGCUCAUCAACGGACAGCAAAAAAUUAGACAACUGUGGAAAGAACAACUUAAACUAGAACGUCAAACGGAAAAAAUGUAUUUAGAGCACAAAAGUAUUGAUAUCCCCCUAUUCAAUGAUACGGAAUUAAUCAAAGAAAAUUUCGUAAUUGGGGCAAAUGAUCAACAACUUGUAUUUAAUAUUAUUCCUGAAGCAUCGGUUUAUGGUGCUAAACAUGAUUUGAGUCUCCAAAUGGAAGGAUUACACAAAUCAAAAAAGAAGAGAGGUCGACCACCAAAAUGUUUUUCAGAAGAUGUUGAAAAAGAUAUUAGAAAUGAAAAAACGAGUCAGGAAGAGUAUAAACGGGAUGAAGAAGAAUUAGAUGGCGACAAAAGAGGAAGAAGAAAAAUAAAAGUUCCUAAAAGGUAUAUGGAAACAAUACAAGGUAAAGAAUUGGAAAAAGUAUUAAAAGAAGAAGGUGUUUUCGACGAAAAAACUCGUCUAAAAUGUGAACCUUUUGGAAAUCUCGACAAUUUUCAAGCUGAUAGUUUCAACAGUGAUACAGAUGUAAUUGGACAUUUGAUAACUCCAAACGGAAAAAAUUUAAAUGAACCUGUUACCAAUAAAAACCGUAAUCGGGUAAAUCAGCAAAAAUCAAAAACAUCGAAGAAAAGACACAAGUUUACGUGCUCUUUUUGUGGGAAAGACUUUUUGCAGCGUAGUAAAUAUAUUAUUCAUAAAAGCCUCCACAAAGCCAUUAUAUUUGAAUGCUUUGAUUGUCAAAACCAAUUUUCCAACAAAGAAGACUUACUCUUACAUCAAAAAGCAACAGGUCACAAUGGAGAAAAACUAGUUGAAGAAAAUGAAACACCACAAAAUUCUCAAUGUGAUCUAAUUAAAGAGUCCAAUGCUGUAGAAUCAGAAAAUAACAUUGCUGUGAUUACUAUGGACUGCCCAACUGAUAAUCCUAGUUUUUUAUUCAUAAAAGAAGAUCACGAAUUAAAUGAUAUUGACACUGAACAGCAAAAUACUGAGUAUGAAUCGAUAGAAGAAUUGAAUAGUAAAACUGAUGUAUUCAGGUGUGAUAAAUGUAAUAAGCAUUUUGAUACCAAAAAUAAUCUAGAUACACAUGUCAAGGUAGUACAUCAAGGAGAAAAACCUUAUGUAUGUGAAUUGUGUAAUAAAGCCUUUGCUUAUCAGACAAGCUUGCAAGGACACAUAGAAAUAGAACAUUCGGUUAAUUCCGACAAGGGCUUUCCUUGUGACAUAUGUGGAAAAAUUUUGAAUCAUCCAAGUUCUAUAACGUAUCACAAGUUGACGGAGCAUAAUGAUGGACGUUUGUACGAAUGUAAUAAGUGUACAAAACGAUUCAAGCACAAGCAGCUUUUGCAAAGGCAUCAAAUUGUUCACUCAGAAGAUAGACCGUACCCAUGUGGGUCUUGUACUGCUUCUUUCAAAACAAAAGCAAAUUUAUUAAAUCAUCAAUCUACCCACACCGGAGAAAAAAAACAUUGCUGUGAACUGUGCAAUAUGAAAUUUGCUCACAAAACUAGUCUUACCUUGCAUUAUAGGACGCAUACUGGCCAAAAACCGUAUAAAUGUGAAGUAUGCACAAAAAGUUUUUCACAAAACGGUAAUUUGCAAGAGCACAUGCGAAUUCAUACUGGAGAAAAGCCGUAUUGCUGUGAUCACUGCGGACGUAAAUUUACAACGUCUUCGCAAUUUAAAUUGCAUGUAAAGCGACACACUGGCGAACGCCCAUGGAAAUGUGAUUACUGUCCAAAAUCAUUUUUGCACAAAGAUACGUGGAAGUGUCACGUGCGUCGACACACUGGUGAACGUCCUUUCGAAUGUGAACAUUGUCAACGAAAAUUCACUGAACAGUGGGCAUUAAAAAAACACUUGCGCUUACAUACAGGAGAAAAACCAUAUAGAUGUGAAUUUUGUGGAAAAGCAUUCGCCGAUUGCUCAAAUUUAACGAAACAUAAAAAGGUUCAUAAAAAUCAGCAAACAAGAGAACCCAAUGAAACAGUGAAUUCAGCUGGCACGGAAAAUAAUUUAUGGCCUAUUUCACGAGAUUCUAUAGAAGAAAAUAUGAUAAAUGUAUCACCAGAACACGAGAUUUCCGAAGGCGAUACGUCGCGAAAUAUUUAUCUCACCUAUCCAAAUCCAAGUAAUCCUACUGAAUCAGUAACAUUAAAAAUUAGCAAAGAUAAUUUAAUAGCCGAUGAAUCGUCAAGUUCAGACGAAAUGGAAAACGAUAAUGUAGAUGGUACUGAUGACAAUAAUUUUCAACUUUCGAUAUUGGAUACUGAUGGCAAUCCAAUACGAUUAUCAGUAGAACAAGCGCGGCAGUUACUAUCUGAUGGACAUUUUCUCAAUCAAACAAGCAACGACACCAACCAAGCUCAAAUUUUAUCCGCAGUGUUGCAAAAUAACAUAAAAGUUGAUAAUUCAUCAGAUACUGACCAAGAUGGUGCUAUUCCAAAAGUACAAAUAGGGUCAGCACUUCAAAGCGAUGCUGAAGCCAUAGUUAAAAUGUUACAGAAUGAAACUACUGAUGCUACAACUGCAUCAAUUAAUCAAAUAAACACUGAGGAACAGGUGGAAUUGUCUGAUCAGCAAGUUUUCCAAUUAAUCAUUCCUGACGGUCAAAAAUUACAACUUUUAAAAGUAGAUCCUUUACAGCUAUCUUCAGGAUUAUUGACUAUUGUAUAAAUAUAAAAGAUUUAUACUUAAGACUUGUGACACUUAAAUGUUUUUCAAACGUUGUUU
Molecule: messenger RNA, 3460 nt
Organism: Copidosoma floridanum
Lineage: Eukaryota; Metazoa; Arthropoda; Insecta; Hymenoptera; Encyrtidae
Biological process (GO): regulation of transcription by RNA polymerase II
Cellular component (GO): nucleus
Molecular function (GO): zinc ion binding; RNA polymerase II cis-regulatory region sequence-specific DNA binding; DNA-binding transcription factor activity
Source: RefSeq, a predicted model, not a curated record